Micropterus dolomieu (smallmouth bass) is the source of this 419-nucleotide messenger RNA. It is a transcript of the gene ndufa1, whose product is annotated as NADH:ubiquinone oxidoreductase subunit A1. NCBI's taxonomy places the organism in Eukaryota, Metazoa, Chordata, Actinopteri, Centrarchiformes, Centrarchidae. The coding region runs from base 62 to 274 and encodes 70 amino acids. The record is from RefSeq and is a predicted model, not a curated record. The transcript has 3 exons.
UAGGGCAACUUGGUUGUCAUCAGAGUUGCUCUUUGUCGCCUGACAGUUUAAGGCUGUUAUCAUGUGGUAUGAAAUUCUGCCUAGCUUCGCCAUCAUGACCGCGUGUCUGAUCAUCCCUGGCGUCGCCACCGCACAGAUCCACAAGUUUACCAACGGAGGGAAGGAAAAGAGAAUCGCUCGGGCUCCGUGGCAAUGGUACCUGAUGGAGAGAGACAAGCGAGUGUCAGGAACAGGACAGUACUUUGACUCCAAGGGACUUGAGAACAUCCACUGAUGACGAGGAAAAUGAAGACCCCGAUCAGAAGAAAGUUUUUCGUUGUACGUCAAAUAAAUUACAUUUAACAUUCAGUUGUUUGUUUGUUUUCAGUCUUUUAAGGCUGUUGUCCUUGUUAUCAAUUAAAACUAUUCCAUACUGGAAA